UCCGAACAAAAAAAAAGAUACGAGUCGAGUCGAGGGUCUUUCACGCGUUUUCCGUUGAUUAUAUUAUCAGAACUACCUUGACUACGAGUAAUUUACCAGUAGAUUCAUCAAUCCCACCCAUUCAUUGGCCAAUCAUGUCUCCCUUAUUCCCUUCCUGUGUCUGGCCCUCCCCCGGCUUGUCUCUCUCUAUGGGUGCCGAUGUCGCCAUCCAUCUUACAAACAUUUUCUUUUCCCCCUGGGGUCUGUCCGUGGUGGGUGGCUAAACAUAAUUAAUGAAAAUAAUAUCUGAUCCCUCCUUCACAAUUCUCUCUCUCUCUCUCUCCUCUCCUCUUCCUCUCUACAUCCUACUAUUCUACUUCCACGAUUAAGAAGUAGUAAUCCAAGUCUUUCUCCCCAGACUUGGACCCUCAUAGGAAGACCGCCACCAUGCACUUCCAAUUGACUGACUCUGCCGGGUCCGCCUCUUCCCCGGAUCAGAAAACACCAAAGACCUUCGUCCAGGAGUCUUCCAGCCUUCCCUUUGGCCAGCAAAUCUCCCUCGACUCCAUAUCCGGACCUACCUACCUGACUGCACAGACCCUCGUCCAGCAAGUCGCUUAUGGUCUCUCUGACAAGGUCUUCGCCUAUUCCGCAGAGUCAUUUGACCUCGAUGUUGCUCUGAAGCAUUGGCAAAAGAACGGCGAGAAGAAUGCUUCUGGCUACCAGACCGGCAUUUCUUCCCUCGAGACCAGGACCGGUGCUGGUUCCAUCGCCCUGGGCUACAUCUUCUCCAAGGACUUCGAUCUCAAGAAGCGACACAUCCCUCAAUCCAUUGUUGCCUCUUCCGCUACUCUCGACUACCUCCGCCCUUCCUUGGACCAGCUGUCUCUCCUCUACUCGGUCGCAAACCCCCUUGUUGCUCAUGUCGCCGCCGUCGACUACUCUGCCAGCUCUGCCGCCGGCCUUGUCACCGACUAUGUCUCCUCCUUGAACUUAGCCGAAGAUCUAGGCUUGGGUCUGGUCUGCAGUCCUUCCGUUUUCGAGACCCAGCACAUGUCUCUCUUCGCCACUCUCCUUUCAAGCGUUCUCCCUACCAUCCACACAUAUGAUGGUAUUACCGUGGGACGUGAGACCGCAAGAUUGGUGGACACCAUCAGCCAAUCCAGGCUCCACAACAUCUACACUGAUGUUCUCAAGGCCGUCUCCGAGGUUGACAAGAAGCACUCCGAUAACGCAGGCCGCGUCGCCCGCUUGCUCCAAGCCUUCAACGACGAGCUUGGCGAGGAUUACAAGCUCUUCGACUACUACGGCCACGAGGAGCCCGAGACCGUCUUGGUUGUUUUCGGUACCAUCGAGGCAUCCUUGACUGCUCAGGUCGCCACUGCCCUCGCCAAAGACGGUGACAAGCUCGGCGUUGUCAAUGUCCGCGUCUACCGUCCAUUCGUUGAGGAGGCCUUCCUUGAGGCUCUUCCUAAGAGCACACGUAACGUUGCUGUCCUCGGCCAGGUCAAGGAUGAAGCGGCUGUUUUCGACGCUUCCGAGUUCUCCAGGCUCUACUCCGACGUCCUUGCUGCCGUCCAGUUCGCUUUCGACAGGAAUGUCGAAGUCACCGACAUCAAGUACUCUCGUGAGCAAGUCUGGACUCCAAGCAACAUCUUGGACGUCUUCCAGCAGGCCUACGGCGAGAGGACACAAUCCGAGGAGGUCCGCUCAUACGUCGACAUCCUGAACACCGCCGAUGUCCGCCAGUACACUUUCUGGAACUUGGACGGAUCCUCUGCUGCCAGCGCGCCAGUCGUUCUUGGUAAGCUCCUGUCCUCCGACUCCUCCAAGAAUGUGUUUGUGCGAUCCGGCCACGACAAUCUUGUCCAAGGUGGAGUCAUUCGCACCGAUAUCCGCAACGCCGAUUACACAAUUGAGGCCCCAUUCUCUGUUGAUCAGGCUGAUGUCGCCUUCAUCGGUGAUGAGAAGCUCUUGAAUGAGUUUGACAUCCUGAAUGGCGUCAAGUCUGAUAGCUCCAUCAUUGUUCAGCUCCCAGGCGCCAAGGACGAAGACAUUGAGAAGAGGCUCUCUCCAGCUCUACGCAAGGCCAUCGUCACCAAGGAUGUUGAGCUCUUCAUCCUUGAUCCUAAGUUGUCCGAGACUGCUGCUGAGGAUUCGUCUGCCGAGGCCUACCUUGCGCAGUUGGCGUUCCUCAAGGUCGCUCGCGAGGAUCUCUUCACUUCUGGCUUGUCCAAACUCGCCGCCAUCAACGGCAGCCCCGACCUUCUCGAGAAGUUGGCACGUGAGCUUGGUGCUGCUCUCCGCGAAUUCGAGGUUCCUAUCAGCUGGGCCGAGGUCCAAGAGGACGUCCAACCCCUCCGACUUCCUGCGGACAUCAACGCCAACAGCUUCACCGCUUUUGAGACUGAGGAAGAGGAGCCGCCCACCGAGCUCAAAUCGUGGCAGGUGGCUGCCAAGGGCCUGGCUUUCAAGGAAGCGUUCGGCACUGAGAAUGUGCUCCGUCCUGACCUUGGAGUCAAGACCGUUGUUGCUACCGUCAAGGAGCGCCGCCGUCUGACGCCUGCCACAUAUGAUCGUAACAUCUUCCACAUCGAGUUCGAUCUUGGCACCACAGGCCUGACUUAUGCCAUCGGAGAAGCCUUGGGCAUCCACGCUGAAAACGACAAGAGCGAGGUCGAGCAGUUCAUCAAGUGGUACGGCCUCAAUGCUGAGGAGGUCGUCGAGGUACCUUCCAGGGAGGACCCCAACGUGUUCGUCAACCGUACCGUCUACCAGUCUUUGGUCCAGAACAUCGACAUCUUCGGACGACCCCCCAAGCGCUUCUACGAGGCACUUGCCGAUUUCGCCACCGACGAGAAGGAGAAGUUGAGUCUCCUCGCACUUGGCGGACCCGAGGGCGCUGUCGAGUUCAAGCGUCGCGCAGAGGUCGACACCGUCACCUACGCUGACAUUCUCCUCGAGUACCCCUCUGCCCACCCCGCCUUCCACGACAUCGUCCGCAUCGUCAGCCCCAUGAAGCGCCGCGAGUACUCGAUCGCCUCCUCCCAGCACGUCACCCCCACCUCCGUCUCCUUGUUGAUCGUCACCGUCAACUGGGUCGACCCCAACGGCCGCGACCGCUUCGGACAAGCCACCCGCUACCUCAACGGCCUCUCCAUCGGCUCCCCCGUCACCGUCUCCGUCAAGCCGUCCGUCAUGAAGCUCCCCCCGAAGACCACCGCCCCGCUCAUCAUGGCGGGUCUCGGAACGGGCCUCGCCCCCUUCCGCGCCUUCGUCCAGGAGCGCGCGUACCAGAAGCAGCAGGGCCACGAGAUCGGCGAGGUCCUCCUGUACAUGGGGUCGCGCCACCAGCGCGAGGAGUACCUCUACGGCGAGGAGUGGGAGGCCUACCAGGCCGCCGGCAUCAUCACGCUGCUCGGCCGCGCCUUCUCCCGCGACCAGCCCGAGAAGAUCUACAUCCAGGACCGCAUGCGCCAGACGCUGCCCGACAUCCGCAGGGCGUACCUCCAAGAGGAGGGCUCGUUCUACCUCUGCGGUCCCACGUGGCCCGUCCCCGACGUCACCGAGGUGUUGCAGGAGGCCAUUGCCGUCGAGCACCAGGCUAAGAACGGAAAGGGCGCGAAGAAGAUUGACUCUAGGAGGGAGAUUGAGACACUCAAGGAGGCGCAGAGAUACGUGCUCGAGGUGUACUAGAUUGUCAUGUUAAGCUAUGUAUCGAUGAUGAUGAUGAUGAUGAUGAAGAAGAUUGUGGGCAUUUAAGCAUGAGCACGUAUUCCCAAUAGACCGCUAUCUAUCUAUGUAUCUAUCUACUUGCAAUAGACCCA
Aaosphaeria arxii CBS 175.79 is the source of this 3806-nucleotide messenger RNA. RefSeq names its product sulfite reductase flavo protein component. The coding region runs from base 427 to 3675 and encodes 1082 amino acids. The transcript has a single exon. NCBI's taxonomy places the organism in Eukaryota, Fungi, Ascomycota, Dothideomycetes, Pleosporales. Gene Ontology annotation, molecular function: flavin adenine dinucleotide binding; sulfite reductase (NADPH) activity; FMN binding. Gene Ontology annotation, cellular component: cytosol. The record is from RefSeq and is a predicted model, not a curated record.